GGCGCACUUGUUUCAUAAGCCGGGUCAAGCCGGUUGGUACUUCCGGAAGCGGGUAAGUCACUUGUUUCAAAUAUUUUUGAGCCGCCGGGCGAUCAGAAAGUAGCCCGGAUUGCCCGAAAAAAUACGAGCGGGCACAUGGAAAACAAAAUGGCCGAAAACGGAGGUAAAAGUUUUCUUGCUCGUAAAAUAUCCAUUUUUAUUAACUGAAAUAGUUUAAUUUUCUAUUAAUAUUCGGUUGUGAGAUAAUGGGUAACUUUUUCUGGUAGUUUUGUUUACUUUUAAACGACCAACACUAUAUUUUUGUUGAUGUUACAACUAAGUAUGUGAUUUUGGUGAACAAAUAAUUAGAAAACUGACUAGAUCUACUACCAUACAUGUAAUUAUAAAGAAGAUAUGGAGAAUAGCAGCAAUUUAUUACAUGUUUAUGUGUUUUGCAUAUGUGCUCUAAAAAUAUGCAUAACUUUUGUUUUUAUAUUUUGAUAGAUGGAUGUUGAAAGACGACUAGAUCGCUGGACUUGUUGUAUUUGUCACCAAAGAGCUCCACUCCAUUCUCUAGCAUCAUUAGAAGCACAAGAAAAUUCCAAAAAAACCGAAAUCUAUAUAGACGGAGAUUACAGAAUCUACCUGCGUUGUCCAGAGUGUAGUUUUUGCUUUCAUGCCAGUUGUGCCGAAUACGAACUUGAACUCUUCCUAACCAGGGAACUCGCUGGAACAUUGUGUGAAAAGUGUGCAUGUGCAAAAAACUAAGAUGUCUACAUCAAAGGUUAUAUCUGUUACUGUCACAAGAAAUGGUGUUGCUACUAAAAUUUCAUGUACUCGAGAAGUUGCAAAUAUGCUGAUGUCCAAGGAAAUAGAUUCAAAGGUAAAAGAAAUUAUCGUAAAUGAACUCUUAUUUCCACCCACACUGUCAUCUGCAAGACAGUCACCACCAUUGCCUUCUCCUUCAGCACCACCAUUGCCUGGUCCUUCAGCACCACCAUUGCCUGGUCCUUCAGCAGUACAGGAGGAAGAUACAAAUGCAACGUGGGAUGUGCAGAGCAUAAAACUGCUGAAGAGGGUCUUUCAUGAAAUAGAGAGCUCUUCAAAAUUGGUCAAAAACAAAUGUCAAAGGGUGGCCAGUGAUGUGAACAAAGAAGGAUACCAUUUCUCAGCAGAACAGUGCAGACUCAAAAUAAAGGGUCUGAAAUCAAAAUAUGAUCGGCAAAAGAAAAAAAAUAACACUUCUGGCGAGUCACCAGCUUCUGAUGAAAAUGAGGAUGAUUUUGAUGUUUUUGAAAAAAUCCCGGAUAUGAAACCCAAAGCAGUCCUGGAUUCAGGAAAUUCAAGAAAAAGGUCACCUGCUAAUGAUUCGUCAUCUGAUGAAAUAGAGCCUGUACCAGUGAAAAAGAAAGUCCCACCUAAAAGAUCAGCAGAGAUUUUGCAAGUGAUGUUAAAAGACCUAAUGGAAAGAAGAGAAGAAAAGGCAGAACGACACCAGGAAAAGCUUGCCACUGCCAACUCUCUCAUAGAAGUUUUGAAAGAGUUGGCAAAGAAAUGAUAUUACUGAGAUUUACUUUAAUAAGUUAAUGUACAGUAACUACAGACAGUAGAAAACUUUAUUUUUCUUUUACCUGCUUUGGGUUUCAUAUCCGGAUUUUUUACCUUAAGGUUUCAAUCACUUAUGAAGUCUUAUAAUUUUGUAUCUCAAAUUAAGUUUCGGAACAAUGUUUUGACCCUAUUGUUAGGUCACCCGAGUAAACUCGGGUCAUUUGUUGCAAUUGGUCUGUGUCCGUCGUGAUCCAUGGAAAUGUUUGUAUUGUUACCUGAUUAGAGGCAAUUGCAUACAUAUACAUGAGCCUUACAAAAUAAAUCUUUAUGAUACCCAUAUCAGGAUGAUAUGGAAUCAGUUAUUUUUUCUUAUGUUGAUGACUAUUUUUGUUUAUGUUGAUAACAUUUUUUUUUCUGUUGAUAAUUUUUGUUCUUGUUGAUGAAUACAAUAAAUGAUAAAAAAAAAUGUU
Messenger RNA from Ostrea edulis (European flat oyster), 1997 nucleotides. RefSeq lists its product as uncharacterized. The coding region runs from base 749 to 1537 and encodes 262 amino acids. The record is from RefSeq and is a predicted model, not a curated record. NCBI's taxonomy places the organism in Eukaryota, Metazoa, Mollusca, Bivalvia, Ostreida, Ostreidae. The transcript has 6 exons.